Molecule: messenger RNA, 1136 nt
Organism: Tigriopus californicus
Lineage: Eukaryota; Metazoa; Arthropoda; Copepoda; Harpacticoida; Harpacticidae
Exons: 4
Coding region: 142-987 (281 amino acids)
Source: RefSeq, a predicted model, not a curated record
UCAUAGCUUCAAAUCCUGGUUCAGGGAGUUAACCUUCUGUGUUCUAGAGUGGAGGCAGUGAGACCAUGACACAACGUCGUUGUGAAGCAAAACCUGGAGGAGGGAUGUACCAGGGACCUAUUGUUAGCACGAGAAAAGAUCAUGAUUGUAUCCUGCCUCUACAAUUGGGCUCGUUACGGUUUGGAAUUGUAUUUCCAUUGGCAUGGAUGCUACAAGAUAUGGUUGAGAUGGGACGAAAUCAGUGGUGGUUUAUUUUACCUGUUCCACGAGGGAUCCUGGGUGGUGCUUUCGACCGCGAGAUAUUAUUUCGUAUUGCACAAAGAAAAAAUUAAUGAGUUGAAAUUCAGCACAUUGAAAUGGCGAAUGCUUUCGGCAGCUUGGAUAUUUUAUCUACUCCACUACCUAUCAAUGACGGGGACAUGGAUUGCAUUGGCAGGAACGAUGGGUUGGCCAGAGAAAAAUCAAGCAGAGUUCACUUUCGUGAACAAAGUAAUCAUUCACAUCCAAAUCGCAAUAUUCAUGGCGUUUCCGGAUCUCGUCAACGUGUUGAUCUAUUUCCAAUUGCGGAAAUCUCAACAGAAGAACUUGAUUCAUCCCCAAAGCUCUUGCAGUUCAGUAGUGAACAUCAGCCAAGACCUUACAGUAGCUCAUUUUGGAGGAGUUUAUGUAGGCGAGCCUCUACCAGACUUGGAGCAGGGCCAGUCGCUCGAUCAUCUUCAAUAUCAAAACACACUUCGCCAAGAAAAGGAUGAGUUGGACAUGGCCAUAAACGCGUUACAGACUCAUCUUUGGGCGUGCUUUGGCGUGAUACCGGUGAUGUUUUUCUCAAUGCUACCAGAAGGAUUUACUCGGACCAUUUUGGUGUCGAUUUCGUUAUCAGUCCAUCGGGCAUAUCUACCCCUGUUACUGGCCACGCGAAAUUUUGGACAGUUGUCCAAAUACUGCCGAAUCUAUUUUUCUGACAUCUUCAAGCGCAAACCAUGUUAGUUCGUGUCAAGAGACUGUAAUUUCAAAUUAUCCCUUGAUCUAUAUUGAAAAGGAAUUCGGUCCAAAAGAACUUAAGGAGCGAGUUGCUUAAUUCAUUUUACCACCAUGAAAUCAUGUGUAUUAACGACAAUAAAACAGAAAUUCGAUCC